GCCCGUUCCAAGCUGCCGAAGAAGCGGAGGCGAGUGCUGCCCGCCGAGCACAGCCGGCGCGGACCUCGCCGCGAGACGGGCGGCUUCCAGAGGCGCAUGAACGCGAUCAAGCAUCACCCCAACGCCAAACAGCCGCACCCGCUGCACAGCCUGCACACGGUCAACGGGAUGAGUGCCGUCUCGAGCCAGUGUCGAGGCCUGGUGCCGGUGGCACCGCUCGGGCCGGCGGCGCUGCAGGCCAGGCCCCCAGCCGCUCUCGACAUCAUCCUGGGCGUCAACAGGCAAGGCGCCGGCCUGCUGGCUCCGCCCGGGCAGCCGACGCCCGCACCCCUGCCCGUGGCCGAGAGUCGUCCGCCGCUCACUCAGGGGGCAACUGUCGAAAUGCCGCCAUUAGAGACGCCUCCUGUCGACUCGGCGUCGCUGGGUGGGCGCAGCGACACUAGCGCCAACGUCGCCGAAGCGGUGAUCGAGGUAACCACGACGGCGGACGUGACGACCGAGAUGGAGUGGGCGGGGGAAGCGCAGAAGAGUUCUGGUCCCCAAGAAGUGGCCACUGAGGACAGCGCAGAAGAGGGACCCGAAGAUAAUGAAGGCACACUUCUCAUCGAUAGUGAAGAGAAGUUCGACGAGAACGAUGAUAAUGACAACCCCGUUGCAAUCCGAGGCAUGCCGCGCGCCGACGUCUCCAUCAUCCUGACCAACUCGUCGCCCACCGAGAUGGAGGAGGCCGACAUGUUCUCGCUCGUCACCGUCAUGCCCGGGGUGUCGCUGUAACGCCGGCUGCGGCGUG
Molecule: messenger RNA, 790 nt
Organism: Pollicipes pollicipes
Lineage: Eukaryota; Metazoa; Arthropoda; Thecostraca; Pollicipedomorpha; Pollicipedidae
Product: potassium voltage-gated channel subfamily C member 3
Biological process (GO): action potential; potassium ion transmembrane transport
Cellular component (GO): neuronal cell body membrane; dendrite membrane; axon terminus
Molecular function (GO): delayed rectifier potassium channel activity
Source: RefSeq, a predicted model, not a curated record